UGGAGGCGUUUGCGAAUUCGAAUAAAAAAUAAUGUGCAAUAGUGUGAGAAUUGGUUUUGUUUUUUUAUCGGCCACAAUAACUGGGCCAUUAAUCUUGAUGCGUAAUCGAAUUUCUGCGAUGCUGAUGAGGUGAUUCCGAUAAAAUGGUCGUGCUGCAUUCAUUUCUAGGGGUAUAUUCGUUAAGAACAGGAUCCACCGUUAGUUUAGUUUUGAGUUUGGUUUCCUUGGUGAUAUUUCUAAUUCUUGGCUUAUCUAAUGAGAAAAGUCGCGAAACUAUUCUCGAAUUUAGUACAAUUAUACUCUACAUAAUGUGGUUAAUUUUCACGAUGAUGGGAUUUAUCGGUGUUUACGUGGAAAGAUCCACUUUUUUAAUACCUGAAUUAUCGCGAAGGGUACUUUUCAUCGUCUUAGACAUUAUGGGAGCGAUUGCGACUUAUUUUCGUAACGAAAUCGACAUUAAUAAAGUAUCAGUGCCCGAAAUUGGUGUACAAUGGUAUACUGUAGCCAGUGCCGAUGAUACGUUGUAUAUUGUAUUGCUCGUUUUGUUUCUUUUAACCAUUCCUAUCAAGUUGUAUCUUUUCGUUGUAAUGUUGAGUUAUUACAUACAUAUAAAAGAAGACGAUACGUAUCACGAAGCCACUCCUCGUCCUCGUUCUCGUUCUCGUACAACUACUGUAGCCGAUGAAUGAAAAAUCAAUGUCGAAAAUAUCUACCAAAGUUGAGGUUUUGAGUUACUCGUAUGUGGAAUUUGUUACAAUACUUUAUCUGUAAUU
Molecule: messenger RNA, 773 nt
Organism: Planococcus citri (citrus mealybug)
Lineage: Eukaryota; Metazoa; Arthropoda; Insecta; Hemiptera; Pseudococcidae
Exons: 5
Coding region: 144-689 (181 amino acids)
Source: RefSeq, a predicted model, not a curated record